UGGUUGGUUUGCAAACCGCCGUAAAACAGCAAGAAGAAGAAGAAGAAGAAGAAGAAGAAAAUGGCCCGGGCUAGCUAAGGAACUUUGUACGUGCAUUUAUAUCAUGCAUUGCUCCUAAAGUGCUGGCUAAUCAUCCCCUACCAUGACGGCAGCAAUCCACGAGCUGCUUUCCUCCGUUAUGGGGGUUUUAGUUGAAAGUGUGGUGUCGGAGUUGAGCAGACAUCUCUCUGACUUCACUGUCUUAUCAGAGCAAUUGCUCAGCAAAAAGGGCGGAGCUGUGAACAAAAACAAUCUUAAGCAGGCGAAUCAAGCCAAAACUAAGGAGUUUGCAACAUUCAUGGAGAUGUUGAGUAAAGCAACUGUAGAGACCAUGGUAAAGCUGAUUUAUGAUCGCAUCACAGCUCAAGUUCUGGAAGCUACAGCAAAGUUGCAGCUUUCAAGACAAGACAAGUCAUAUGAUGGUGAAACAGCAUCAUUUGAGCCUGAAAACAGUGUGCCUUUGGAACCUGAAACAAACAAUGUUGAAGUGGAAACAGACCAUCAUGAUGUUGACUCUGGACAUGCAGCAAAUAAUCAGUACCAACAGAUUUCCUUUGCGCAGGCAGUAAUUCUGUUGGGGAGUUCAGGUGAAAGCCAACCUUCUACAAGCACAAAUGUGGCUGCAGAAGAGAGGCAGGAGCCUUUAAUUUGUGACUCCUGUGGAAUAUCUUUCAAUGACAUGGCCUUGUUGGACAUUCACAAUGCUUUACACAAAGAAAGACCUUUUAAUUGUCUAACAUGUGGGAGUACUUUCAAAAUGAUGAAAUGCUUAAUGAAACACCAGAGAUUUCACACAACUCCGGAGUUGAAUAUUGAGUUUGAACAUGAAGAAUUCAUUGUGCAGCUCAAAACAUGUGAUGCUGUCAAUCCAUCCCUGGAAACAAUUGAAGUGACCACUCAACGCGUUCUCCAGAAUAACUACGAAGACGAAUCUUAUGAUGUCUUUGAAACCAGUCAGAAUGGAAACGAAUCACUUGUGCAAGGUUUAAAUAUUAUCAUUGAGAACACCAACAAUCAGCCUAACAUCACCUCCAACACGGAUAUAAUUAAGCAAUCAAAUGAUGGUUUGUUCCAAUGCAAAACCUGCGGGAAGUGUUUUGAACUAAGGUGGAAGUUCAUUAACCAUGUUCGAGCUCACGUUAAACAUUACAAGUGUUCCUACUGUGAUAAGCGUUUUACCAUGAGGAGCUGCCUCAUCAGACAUGUAGCAACACACACUGGGGCUGAGUUAUUCAAAUGUGAUAUAUGUUCCAAGUCAUUCGUAUUUCAGGCCGCUCUGGAGAAGCACAAGCAUCUGCACACAGCAGAGAAGACAGUUACAUGCCUAAACUGUAAGAAGAUUUUUCCUGGCAAGCGUUCAUUCAGUAGACACAGGUGCAGAGCACUGGAAAAGCUCUACAAAUGCCCUGUAUGUGACAAACAGUUCAAAAUUAAACAAAACAUGCUUGAUCACCAAACGCUGCACACUGGAGUGAAGCCGUACUGCUGCGAGAUAUGUGGUGCAUUUUAUAGUUGUGAGCGAUAUCUGAAAAAUCACCAGAAGAGUCACAUUGAGAAAACAUACGAAUUUGGAUGUGAACUCUGCGACAAGCGAUUCAGCGCUCAUAAACAUUUGCAAGCGCAUAUGCUCGUGCAUACGAGGGAAAAGCGAUAUGUGUGUGACAUAUGCAACAAGAAGUUUGCCACCUCUGGAAAUCUCAACAGACACCGAGCAGGUCACACAGGAGUGAAGCUGUAUGGUUGUUCUAUAUGUUUGAAGAGGUACACCACAGCGUAUGCUCUAAAAAUUCACACGCACAAACACACUUCGAGCAAACCGUUUCUUUGUGAUGUUUGUGGAAAGGGAUUUACCAGUUCGGACUACAUGAAAAGGCACAAGCGAAUCAUUCACAUAGGAAGAAGAGAUUGUGUCUGUUCAAUAUGUAAUAAGGCUUUCAUCUUCCCCAGUUCUCUUAAUCAACACAUGCUUGUACAUACAGGAGAGAAGCAUCAUGAAAGACUAGUCAGUCCUUUGCUGAAGAAGUUCAGUUGUGAUCAUUGCCAAAAAAAAUUCUAUUCACAAGCUGCUCUCAUGGUUCACCAAAGGGUUCACACAAAAGAAAAGCCUUACAGUUGUGACAUAUGUGGAAAGAGCUUUGGGUAUGCAAGCAGUAUUCAAAUGCACAUGAGAAUCCAUACGGGGGAGAGACCUUAUGGUUGUGAUGUAUGUGGUAAGACGUUCAAUCAGGCUGUACAUCUGAGGACCCAUCAGAGAGUACACACUGGUAUGAAAUCAUUCAGUUGUGAGAGCUGUGGAAAGACAUUUGUGGAUCUGAGAAACCUGAAACAACAUAAAUGUAAAUACACCAUGUAAAUUCAUCAGUACCAGUUACCUUUUUGCAAAACAAAAGGAUACACUGAACUACAUGUAAUGUAUCAUAUGUUCAGGGCUAUGUGAAAUUGAUAAUGUAAGGCAUAGCAUUGUAAUGUUAAUAGGUAAUGAUCUGUAGAGUCUUUUCUGGAAGAAAAAUUUAAUGAUUUUGUAUGCUUCUGCAUUUUUAAGGUGUAAACAAUUAUAUUUUCAAAGAAAGACUGGAAUCAAUGGUUGUGUGUGAAUGCAAUAAACACCAUGAA
Molecule: messenger RNA, 2652 nt
Organism: Xyrauchen texanus (razorback sucker)
Lineage: Eukaryota; Metazoa; Chordata; Actinopteri; Cypriniformes; Catostomidae
Product: zinc finger protein 431-like
Exons: 4
Coding region: 143-2392 (749 amino acids)
Biological process (GO): regulation of transcription by RNA polymerase II
Cellular component (GO): nucleus
Molecular function (GO): RNA polymerase II cis-regulatory region sequence-specific DNA binding; DNA-binding transcription activator activity, RNA polymerase II-specific
Source: RefSeq, a predicted model, not a curated record